This is a messenger RNA of Papaver somniferum (opium poppy), 606 nucleotides long. RefSeq lists its product as uncharacterized. The record is from RefSeq and is a predicted model, not a curated record. Lineage: Eukaryota; Viridiplantae; Streptophyta; Magnoliopsida; Ranunculales; Papaveraceae. The transcript has 2 exons. The coding region runs from base 1 to 606 and encodes 201 amino acids.
AUGGGAGAUCAGAUUUUACAGGAAAUUGGAACUCCACUCAAGAUUGAUAAUGCUACAGCUAGAUGUGAGGUCGGAUAUUAUGCUAAUGUUUUGGUUGAGGUUGAUUUUUCUCAGCAUACUCCUAGUAAAGUGUGGAUUGGAACCAAAUAUGAAGGCUUCUUUCAGGAUGUGAUGAUUCCAAAUUGUCCAAAAUUUUGUUCAUCAUGUAAGAUUGUUGGACAUUUGAACUCUGAAUGCAAAUUUAAGAAAAAUACAGAACAAGAAAAACCAGUGGAAAGUAUUCCUAAAAAUGAUCAUAGAAGGGAGACACAAGUACCUUUUGAUAUUUAUAAUCCUGUCAUACCUGAAGAUUCGGUAGUAGAUUCAAUUAAAGAUGUUAUUCAAACCAAUUCUUCAAAUGUGGAAACUAUAUCACAAGGCAGCAAAUUCAAUGCUCUAAAAAAUGUACCUCAAGAAGAGAUUCUUGAAGAGGUAAUUAUGGAAACUCCUAAGAUUGUGAAAGUAGUUGAAGCAAAUACCUUGAAUAGUAGUACUGUCAAAUUUAUUAAUGGCACAAAUGGUAAAGUGAAGAGGUUCCAAUACAAGUUACUUCUUGGGAUAAAGUAG